AGGCACCACCUGUCCGUUGCUCCGGGUUCCCGGUUCCCUGGCGCCUCCGCCGCCACCCCCGUGAACGGUACUAAUCUCCACCGCAGCAGCUACAAGUUGCACCAGUAGCAUAGCUCACAGGACACUCCCUCCCUCCACUAGGCACCACAGUGCACCACGAGCGUAUGCAUGCAUGUGUGUAUGACAGCCAAAACGCAAUAGGAAACAGAGCUCAUCGUCCUGCCCAUCACAACUUCUCUUGGCCUCUUCCAUGGCUGCUGCUCCUCCACUAACUACAAGCAGGCUUCUCUGCUAAUGCUGCUGGGCGGGGAUGCAUUGGACAUUGGAGGAAGCUAUAGUCUAGUCUAGUGCCAACAUCUUUGUGACUUGUGAGAGAUUAAUUUGGACGCCAUUCUGCUUGUGCACAUUGUUGUUGUCUGGUCACCACUCACCAGCACCUGUCCCUCAGGCGGCUUUGCCGCUUUACAUCCAGGCGAGGCCUCUGAAAUUUCCCUGUACCCACAACCCACAAUCCAAAGCUCCAUUCCGCAGCAGCUGCCGGGACGUACAGUCCUCGAUCACCAAAGCCGGAAAGCAAUCGCCAAAGCAGAUUGGCUUGUGCAGUACACAUUCUUAAUCCGAUCGCCUUUUUGCUCCGCCGGUUCUUGCUGAUCGAUCGCUCGAGCAGUGACGCCGAAGGAAUCGCCGUCUUCUUGGCCGGCAAUGGCGGCGGCUGGUCCGAGCUGCUUGCUGGCGUUGGUCUUCCUGGCGGUGCUGCUCCCGGGGGGCGCGCCGCUGCUGCAGGCCUCCCAGACGUGGACUCUGCUCAAGGUGCAGCAGCUGCUGGGCCGCCCCCCGGCGCUCCGGCACUGGCGCCGCACCACCGACUUCUGCGGCGGCGGCGGCACCGUCGCCCCCUCCGCCUCCGUCGUCUGCUACGGGGACACCGUCACGCAGCUCCACAUCGCCGGGGAUGCGGGCGGCGCGCCGCCGCUCCCGCUUAACUUCUCCCUUGGUGCACUGGUCACCACGCUGUCCAGGCUCCCCGACCUCAAGGUGCUCACGCUCUCCGGCCUCGGCCUCUGGGGCCCCCUGCCGGGGAAGCUGGAGCGGCUCGCCGGGCUGGAGAUCGUCAACAUGAGCCGCAACUACCUCUACGGGCCCAUCCCGAGGGGCCUCUCGCGGCUACAGGGCCUGCAGACGCUCAUCCUCGACGACAACAUGAUCGGCGGCGAGGUGCCGGGCUGGGUCGGCACCGCGCUGCCGGCGCUGGCCGUGCUCAGCCUGCGGAACAACUCGCUGGCCGGCACCGUGCCGGAGUCGCUUGGGAGGGCGCCGUCGCUGCGCUCGCUCGUGCUCGCCUCCAACAACCUCUCCGGGAACCUCCCCGACAUGCGCGGCCUGGCGAGCCUCCAGGUGCUCGACGUCGGCGGCAACUCGCUCGGACCGGCGUUCCCGCGGCUCGGGAGGAAGGUGGCGUCGGUGGUGCUGAGCCGGAACAAGUUCACCGGGGGCCUGCCCGCCGCCGAGCUGAGCUCCUUCUACCUGCUGGAGCAUCUGGACGUGUCGCUGAACCGCUUCGUCGGGCCGUUCCCGCCGGCGCUGCUGUCCCUGCCGUCGCUCCAGUACCUGAGCAUCGCCGGGAACAGGUUCACCGGGGCGCUGUCCGACAAGGUGCCCUGCGGCGACAACCUCCGGCUCGUCGACCUGUCGUCGAACCUCCUGAUGGGGAGCGUGCCGGCCUGCUUGAGGCCGGGCGGGAAGCCGGCGACGGUGGUGCUCUCGUCGGAGAACUGUCUGGACAGGGGCGACGGCUCGCAGCACCCGUCGCCGUUCUGUCAGAACCAGGCACUGGCCGUGGGGAUAGUUCCUCGUCACAAUGAAAAGAAGAAAGUUAGCAGGCACGCGGGCUUCAUCGCCGGCAUCGUAAUGGCGGUCCUCGUCGCCGUCUCGCUCGUCGGCGCCAUGGCCUUCUUCGCCGUCAAGAAGAUGACCAUGGAAGGGGCGAAGACCAGGCCCUCGGCGACAUUGAUGGAGGACCAUACUUCUACUUCCAGUGCCUACCCUUCCAAGCUGUUCGCCGAUGCACGUUACAUAUCACAGACAGUGAAGCUAGGAGCUUUGGGGAUCCCACCAUACAGAUCAUUUUCUCUGGUCGAGCUCGAGGCGGCGACGAACAACUUCGCAAACUCUUGCCUGCUCGGGCAAGAUUCUUAUGGCGAGAUGUAUCUGGGGAAGCUAAGCAAUGGUGCCUCGGUGACAAUCAGGAGCCUCAAGGUUAAGAGGAACCAGAGCUCCCAAAGCUUCAACCGCCACAUCGAAACGAUAUCUAGGCUCAGGCAUCGGCACUUGGUCAGCGCCCUAGGGCAUUGCUUUGAAUAUGAUCUCGACGAUUCCACCGUAACCCAACUCUACCUCGUGUUCGAGUAUGUGCAAAACGGGAACUUGAGGAGCAGGAUUUCACACGGAACCGAAGGACGGAAGCUUACCUGGGGGCAGAGGAUAUCGGCCGCCAUUGGUGUCGCGAAGGGCAUCCAGUUCCUGCAUGGAGGGAUCAUACCUGGUCUAUUCGGGAAUAAUCUGAGGAUCAGCAACAUUCUUCUAGACCAGAACCAUGUCGCCAAAAUCGGCAGCUACAAUAUCCCAAUCCUAGGAGAGGCUGCAAAAUCUGAGGGAGGGGCUGGAAGCAGGCACCAAACUGAUAGCACGAUGCUCGGCGACAAGAUCGAUAUAUUUGAUUUCGGGGUGAUCCUGCUUGAGCUUGUGUCUGGAAAGCCGAUCACAUCCAUAUAUGAGGUGGAGAUAAUGAAGGAACUGCUGCUGUGGGCAAUGGCCGAGGAGGACAGGGCCAGGAGGAGGAGCUUCGUGGACCCUGCGGUGAGCAAGAGCUGUUCAGAGGAAUCACUGAGGACCGUCAUGGAGAUCUGCCUGAGGUGCCUGGCCAAGGAGGCGGUGCACCGGCCGUCGGUCGAGGACGUGCUCUGGAACCUCCAGUUCGCCACCCAGGUGCAGGACGACUGGGAGGGGGAGAUCCGGAGCGGCGACGAGUCCCCGGUGUCGUCGUCCCGGACCGCCAGGUCCUCCAGAUUCAGCAGAUAGACGAUGAACCAGCUGUUUCUCCCGUCCAAACCGUGCAGCUCCCAGGAGGAUGGAUGAACAUGCCGCUGCAGGUGACCGAGUUAUCCUCCAGGAUGUGCAGAAAAGGAGGCUCCAACUAUUAGGGUUGUUUUUCUUCUGUCAGUGUAGAGCUCCUUUUUUCCCUUCCAAUCCCCCUGUUGUUUCUCUACCUGAAGCCUUCAUCUCAAGAGAGAGCAAUUUUUCCUAUGUUUUUACUCUAUGCUAGUAAUAAUAAUAAUAAUGUUGGGCAAGCA
Messenger RNA from Aegilops tauschii subsp. strangulata, 3350 nucleotides. Its product is annotated as probable inactive leucine-rich repeat receptor-like protein kinase At3g03770. NCBI's taxonomy places the organism in Eukaryota, Viridiplantae, Streptophyta, Magnoliopsida, Poales, Poaceae. Gene Ontology annotation, molecular function: protein binding; protein kinase activity; ATP binding. The record is from RefSeq and is a predicted model, not a curated record. Gene Ontology annotation, biological process: protein phosphorylation.